Messenger RNA from Amborella trichopoda, 2718 nucleotides. Its product is annotated as APETALA2-like protein 5. Gene Ontology annotation, molecular function: DNA-binding transcription factor activity; DNA binding. NCBI's taxonomy places the organism in Eukaryota, Viridiplantae, Streptophyta, Magnoliopsida, Amborellales, Amborellaceae. The record is from RefSeq and is a predicted model, not a curated record. Gene Ontology annotation, biological process: regulation of DNA-templated transcription.
CCGUCCGAUCCGCUGAACAUGGGAAAGGAAAGGGAUGGUGGCAAAAGCCUAUUGUCGAAACGUUGUUGUAAUUAUUAUUGAAUGUCAUUAAUUUAAGGAAGAAAGAGAAACAGAGAGAAGCCUUGCAGAUUGUCUUUUGCCUUUUGGGCCUUGGGCGAAGGGGAGGCAAAAGGGCGAGGAGGAGGAGAAGGGGGUGGUUGGGGGAAACAAAAACACAAAGUAGAGAGAGAGGAAAGAGGAGGCCCUUAUUGCACAGAGUGAGAGAGAACUGGUUUUUAAAGUUUGGAGAUGGGGGGCAUCUAAUGGAUAAUGGUAAUGGUGGACAUUCACUGCGAGAGAGCAGAUUAAGGUAUUAUUACGAGUUGGGUUUUUAGAGAGAGAGAGAGGAAGAGAGUUUCUAGAUAGACCUGGUAAGAGAGAGAGAGGGGGGCCGGUUCUGCAUGAUGUGGGAUCUGAACGACUCGCCGGAGGAACGAAGGGGUGGCGCAUUAGUGGGGGAUUCAGGAAGCUUUGAAGGUGAAGAUGAUGAUAAAGGUAAGGGGGGUUCUGCAAGCAACGAGGAUGAUAAUUCAAACUCGUCCUCAGCUAUCGUGUUUGAAGGAUCUGAUGCAGAGAGUGGGAAAAAAGAUAAAAGUGGCGGCAACCGUAUCUUCGGCUUCUCAGUAUUGCAGCAGCAACAAGAUAGCAAUUGUUCAUCAGAGAGCUCAGAGCCUGAGAACAGCAACAACAACAACAACACAAAUGUUGUUACGAGACAGUUCUUUCCGAUAAUCGGAGGAGGAGAGAAGGAAGGGGAUUCCGAUCAGCUUUCUUUACAGGUUCGCUCAGAUGGGAGUGGGAGCGGGAGCUUGCCGUUGCCCAGGGCCCAUUGGGUAGGGGUUAAAUUUUGCCAAUCUGAGAGGCUAAAGGGUAUGGAGGUUUCAUCGCAGCCCAUCAAGAAGAGCAGGAGGGGGCCGAGGUCAAGGAGCUCUCAGUAUAGGGGUGUGACCUUUUACAGGAGGACAGGAAGAUGGGAGUCUCACAUUUGGGAUUGUGGGAAGCAGGUGUAUUUGGGUGGAUUCGAUACAGCACACGCAGCUGCACGCGCUUAUGAUAGAGCCGCGAUCAAGUUUAGGGGGGUUGAUGCAGACAUCAAUUUCAGCCUGGACGAUUACGAGGAGGAUUUGAAGCAGAUGAAUAAUCUGACAAAGGAAGAGUUUGUUCAUGUCCUCCGACGACAAAGCACCGGGUUCCCGAGAGGAAGCUCAAAGUUUAGAGGGGUUACGCUUCACAAGUGCGGCAGAUGGGAGGCCAGAAUGGGACAGUUUCUUGGUAAAAAGUAUGUCUACUUGGGUCUUUUCGACAGCGAGGUAGAGGCUGCAAGGGCCUAUGAUAAAGCUGCAAUCAAAUGUAAUGGGAGGGAGGCGGUGACCAAUUUCGAUCCAAGCAUUUAUGAUAACGAGAUCGCUGCCACAGCUGGAAGGGGAGGAGGAGGUCGCGGCGAUGAGGCGGAUCACAAUCUAGAUCUAAGCUUGGGGAGUUGGAAUUCCUCAAAACGUGAAAGCUUUGAAUCAUUGGGCGCUGAUGAGGAGCGUUUGGGCUUGGGUUUCGGCGGCGUGGAUCCAUCCUCCUCAUCCUCAAUAUUAAUUCAACCUUCAUCAUUUCAUCAAUCCUUUUUUGAUUGGAGAACAACCAAUCCCCGCAAUGUGAAGCCCAAGCAGUUUGAUGAGAAGUUCAAGUCACCGGAAGAUCAACGGAGUGGAGUUGGAGUAGAGCAGAUGUGUUUCAGCAGCUCUGGCCACGCUUCUCCUUCCUUCCCACCUGCAUAUGCUCAUUUGAGAAGGAGAAGCGAAGUUCCCCUCUUACAUUUCCACCCCGCUCCUCUUCCCCUUCAUGGAGUGCCUUAUCAUAUACAGCAGUAUCAGAGUGAUGGAGAGAGAUUGGGGAGAUUGUCUCUUGUAAUACAAGGAGAACAGCAACAGCAGGUCAACAACAACAAUAACAAGAGCUUGGGAGGCAUUAGCAUUACUAAUGGCUGGCCUGCACCGGCCCAAAUCUUUGCCACUGCUGCAGCAUCAUCAGGAUUCCCACCGCAGAUCAUACAUCAACAACGACAGCAACUGCCGCCACCACCGCCACCAUCUCAACCAAGUUGGAUGCACAAGAAUGGGUUCCAUUCUCUUAUGAGAACCACUUAAGCCUAACCAACCAACAAGCCGACCGAUCAAAAUAACAAAAACAACCGCCCAAGCGCAAGCUCAGAGAGAAAAAGGGGGUCUAUCUCUUGUAAUCUUUACUACGCUGGAGAAUGUAAAAGAAAGAGAUGAUACCAAUAUGGUGUUGUUUCGUAUUGUAACCAAAGCAGGAGGUUCUAUGAUAGGGUAGAACACGAUCAAAUUUCCCCAAAGAGGCCAAAAAAUAAAAAAAUAAAAAGUAAAGAGGAAAGGGACAACAAACGAGUCUCGCAUGUAGCAGGCCCCUUCGCCACUACUGUUUGGACUAGACAGGGAGAGUGAGAGAGACUGAAAUGACUGUUUGUUUCAACUUUCAAGAGUGGGAAAGUUUGAGAGAGAGAAUGAGAAGUACUCUUUGGGUGAUUUGAUUUAGCACUCAACGGGAUGGUUCAUUUUUGUUUUGGUAUAUGUUGUAGAACUGUAAUAUUAUGUCUAUCCCUUAGACCACAUAUUGUACAAGAGCUUAUUAAAGAAAACACAUGGAAUUCAAGAUUGCUUUCUUCUC